Molecule: messenger RNA, 1226 nt
Organism: Gymnodraco acuticeps
Lineage: Eukaryota; Metazoa; Chordata; Actinopteri; Perciformes; Bathydraconidae
Product: peptidyl-prolyl cis-trans isomerase FKBP14-like
Exons: 4
Coding region: 112-741 (209 amino acids)
Molecular function (GO): peptidyl-prolyl cis-trans isomerase activity; calcium ion binding
Source: RefSeq, a predicted model, not a curated record
GUCACUGCCACGUAGAAAAUAAACUGCACGCGUGUCGCUGCAGCUUCUCCAAACUUUUCCCAACAUUUCACUUACCUGUUUUGUUCCUCAGUGAGGUGACAGUGUGGCAGCAUGCUGACGGUGCUCGCCUGGCUAUGCUCCUCCAUGCUGCUCUCCGUCAGCGGGGGGAAGCUCCCUGAAGCCGAGGUGGAGAUAGAUGUCCUGCACAGACCCUUCCUCUGUCACCGGAAAACUAAGUACGGAGACAUGCUGCUGGUGCAUCAUGAGCUGUACUUCGAGAAUGGGACCAUGUUGUACACCAGUCGAACUGAUGGUGACCGGCACGCCAUGUGGUUUACUCUGGGCAUCAUGGAAGUGCUUAAAGGCUGGGAUAAAGGCCUGCAGGACAUGUGCUCUGGAGAGAAGAGGAAACUGGUCGUCCCUCCUGCCCUGGCCUACGGGAAGGAAGGGAAAGGUAAGAUCCCUCCUGAAAGCACGCUGACCUUUGUCGUCGAGCUGCUUAACAUCAAAAAUGGACCGAGGUCUCACGAGUCCUUCCAGGAGAUGGACCUCAACGAUGACUGGAGGCUCUCCAUGCAGGAGGUGAGCGUGUAUCUGAGGAAAGAGUUUGAGCGCCACGGCUACCCUCCCAACGACACCCUGCAUGAGAACAUGGUGAAGGACAUCUUCAACAAAGAGGAUGCGAACAAAGACGGCUUUAUAUCCUCCCGAGAGUUUACUUACAAACACGAUGAACUCUAAAUUCUCACUCACUCGCUCAGUGUGAUUUGUGGUUGAUAUACUUUGAUGCAGAGCCUUAUUUCCAGCAUGAAAGUAUUUAUAGGAGCGUUGUGUGUCUGAUCUUUGAGCCAAUGGGUGUGUUUAAUUGAUGUCUUUUUUUAUUUUGUAUGUUUUGUUAAUGUGUUUACAAUAGUCCAUUACACUCCGUGUCACUUGACAUUACUUUUUAAGAAUGUAUUCAAAUGAUAUUCACUUAUCAGUGUCACCAAAUAUCUGAGGGAAAGUAGACAGGAAGUAAAUGCCUUUAACAAUGUAUCCAAAGUAUGUAGAUAACAGUUGCUAAAUUUGGCUGUAAAAUUCAAUUUUGGGGGAGAAAUUGUAUUUAUUUCCUUUUAAAAGAAUAUACAUCAAUUUAAUUUCACCCUUUGUGGGUUCAUAAGUAAAGGGACUGUUUUUAUACCUGUAUAUAAAUACAUUUGGCAAAUAAAUGCGUCUACUUUAUAGAA